This is a messenger RNA of Ctenocephalides felis (cat flea), 1654 nucleotides long. Its product is annotated as adenosine deaminase 2-like. Gene Ontology annotation, molecular function: adenosine deaminase activity. NCBI's taxonomy places the organism in Eukaryota, Metazoa, Arthropoda, Insecta, Siphonaptera, Pulicidae. The record is from RefSeq and is a predicted model, not a curated record. Bases 11 to 1537 code for a protein of 508 amino acids. Gene Ontology annotation, biological process: adenosine catabolic process; inosine biosynthetic process. The transcript has 6 exons.
UGUCUGUAAAAUGUCGGUAAUAAUAAAUAGUGUAUUUGUUUCAAUAUGUCUUUUGCAGUUAGUGUCGUCUGCCAGAAUGAACGGACCAGCUCCUAUGUCUUCUAACCAGUACGAGUUGAAACGUGCAGAAUUUUUGAAAAAUGAACAAGAAAAUAGUGUCGGAGGUACCUUGGAAUUGAGUGAAGAUGAGUUAAAAGCCAAUGCGACUUUGAUGGGUUUCAAAAAACAGGAAUUGGAUGAAGGUUUUAAGGAUCCUGCACGUUUUCCGCCGGCAAGGAGUUUCUUGGAAUCAGUUAAUGAUGUUAGGAAUUCUCAAGUUUUUGGUUUGCUUAAGAAAAUGCCGAAGGGUGCAGUUUUGCACGGACACGAUACCGCGUUGGUUAGUAUAGAUUUUGUUAUUAAAAACAUCACGUAUCGUCCAAAUCUUUAUGCCAAAUUACGACAAGCCAACACGGGAUCCAACCAAAUUCUUGAGGAAUUAAAAUUCUUCCCCAAACAACCCAGUGAUGGGCUAUGGAAAAGUGUUGCACAAAUAAGACAGACUGAAGGUUGGACCAGAUUCGGUGGCAUUUUCGGUAAAAUCACACCAAUGUUAACCUACGAACCAGUCUGGACAGACUACUUCUACCAAAGUUUAAAAGAAUUUCACGAAGACAACAUCAACUACAUAGAAUUCCGCGGUACCUUACCCAACGUAUACAGACUAGACGGUACCGAAUUAAAAGAAAAAGAAGUUUGCCAACUUUAUGUAGACACUUUAAACAAAUUCAAAAAUCAACAUCCAACUUUUUUCGGUGCCAGAUUCAUCUACGCCCCUCACCGUUUAGUAAACAACCAACAAUUUCUGGAAUAUGCCAGGAUUGCAAGGGAUCUGAAAAAUGCUUUCCCGGAUUUUGUGGCUGGAUUUGACCUUGUUGGACAGGAAGAUUUGGGAGAAACUCUACACUCGUUUUCGACAGAGUUGGAGGAAAUGCAGAGUGAGAUGAAUUUCUAUUUUCAUGCCGGUGAAACUGAUUGGAAUGGAUUUUCGACGGAUAAUAAUUUGGUGGACGCCGUGCUGUUGGGAACUAAGAGAAUUGGACAUGGUUAUGCUUUGCUGAAACAUCCCCAGGUAGCUCGAACUGUUAAGAAUAACCAAAUUGGCAUCGAGGUCUGUCCGAUAUCAAAUCAGGUUUUGGGAUUAGUAAGCGAUUUGAGGAAUCAUCCUGGAAGUUAUCUAUUGACAAACAAUUAUCCGGUCGUCAUCGCUCCGGAUGAUCCCGGAUUCUGGGGCGCCCAGGGAGCUUCUUAUGACUGGUAUGAAGCGUUUAUGGGACUAGCAGCCAAAUGGCAGGAUCUGCGUUUAUUGAAACAAUUAGCAAUAAACUCCAUUAACUAUUCCUCUUUGGAAGGACUGAAAAAACAGGAGCUCAUGCAGGAGUGGGAAAAGAGAUGGGAGAAAUUCGUCGAUGAUGUAAAUAAUGGAAGUAAUAUGAGAAUCGAUUAUGCUUACAUCAUGUUGGCAGUUAGCUGUUUGCUCAUUUUUAUUUGCAGUUAACAAUGUGUAAAAAGUGAUUUUAUUAUUUUGACUGAUAUAUAAGUUUAAUAUACUUAAUAGAUUUAUAUUUAUAAAUAGUAAUUCGAAUAUUUUUGUAAAUGAAGUGUUGUAAUAGAU